AUGAGUGAACCAGAACCAGCAGACCCGGGCGACGAUCGACCGAGCACCGUAUCGCCAGAGAAGAGGACCCCGCGCGCCCGGUAUACCGACCAGGAGGAUCCCGAGUCGCAACGCGCCCGCGUCAGCAAAGAUGAUUUCGACGACGAUCUAGAAUUGGGCAAUUUGCCUCUCCUCCCAGGCGACCCAGCCAGACACGGGCAGGGGGACGGCGAGAGCGAUUUUGAUUUCGAUAUCGAGUCGGAGGAUAUUCAGUUUCGCCAUGACCCGUCGUUUUCGUGCUCCCCUGCCGGGUUUGUCGCGUGGCUGCGCGGCCCGUCGCCGCCAGAUGUGUAUCAUAUAAACCCUUGGUUUCCGAAGUGGCAGGCUGCGCCGGCGCGCCUGGUCGAACGAUGGGUGCCGUCGAAGUAUGGGAAAAUUGGGCUAGUACUUGGUGUGCUGGUGUUUUGGAUUGGAGUGUUUUUCUCGUUGUUGCAGGCUUCUGUAGCUGGAGAAGAGGUUGCGGGAUUGGGAAAGCCUGUAAAACUCUUGUGUCACGAUCGAUUGUGGCGCAACGCCACCAACUGCGGCUUGGAUGGAGAUCUUUGCCGUCCAUUCGAGGAGCAGUCAUUUGCCUUCCGCUGCCCAGCGGGCUGUGCAGCUUCGAUUCUUCUGGAGCCAUAUUGGGUUGGAGACCAAGAGCUCAACUAUCAGCCGCUGGUCGUGGGCGGAAAGCCGUUCAGAAUGGACGGAGUACAUAGUGGUUCUUAUCGCGGUGAUUCAUCCAUUUGUGCAUCGGCGCUCCAUGCUGGAAUGAUCAGCGAUGCAAAGGGUGGCUGCGCAAUCUUGCACCGCAAAGGCGCCCGAGACAGGUUUCCCAAUGCAACCUUGAACGGCGUGCAGAGCGUUGCUUUCGAUUCUUAUUUUCCAUUCUCGUUUCAGCUAUCGAAGAAUGCACCAGCUGUCGGAUCGGAAGGCGAAAAACCGAUCGAGUGCUCGGAUAUCCGCUGGCAGCUGUUUGCCUUCACCCUAGUUUGGACAACGAUCAUAUCUAUGACCGUCACCUCAGCGCCGGUGUUCUACUCGCUGAUCUAUUUUAUCGUAUGGUUCCAAGUCGCCAUGGCCUCUGACCCUCCUACCUCUGACUUCUUGGACCGCGUUUCAAUUGGCCUUGGACGAUUUCUGCCCGGGGCACUGGCAGGCUUCGUGAUUUACUACUUCUGCGUGCGACACACGCUUGCCCACCUGGAUGCGCAUGCCGAAAAGACUGUCCUGUGGCUCGGGGGCUGCUGGGUCGGUGCCUUGAACGCAGAUACAUUCGACCGCAUCCCAAUUUCACGCCUCACGCCCCAUGAUAUCCAACAACAACCCGGCGCAGUCACGGCGCUGAUCAUUAUUGUCAGCUUCCUGGUCGUCGUAUUCUUCCUCCAGGCGCAUGCCUUCCGUCGUGAGGGCCGCUUCUUCCCCCUGCUGCGACUAUACGGCCUGUUCGCUUUGGGUAUCGUCAUCUUCGUCGCGGUGCCGAAAAUGAACCUCCGCAUUCACCACUACAUCAUUUCGCUGCUCCUGCUUCCUGGCACUGCGGUGCAGACUCGUCCCAGCCUUCUCUUCUCUGGGAUUCUAGUAGGGCUCUUCAUCAACGGGAUUGCGCGGUGGGGCUUUGACUCGAUCCUUCAAACCCCUGCUGCACUCCUUGACGGCGCCAAGCUCGGUACUCCGCCCCCCGUGAUCGAUCCACCGACCGUGGUAGACGCAACCAACAUUGUCUUCAAGUUCCCAGAAUUACCUCCGCAUGUCGACGGUAUCAGUGUGCUGGUCAACGAUGUCCAGCGUUAUCUGGAGUUCAAGGCGAAGGAUGCUGCGAUCGUCAAAGAUUUCGCUUGGAAGCGUGUCAACCCCAAUCUGACGGAGUAUCUGCGCUUUGGUUAUGCGCACUUGAAGCUCAUGGGAGGAACCUGGUAUGAGGACUUUACGCCGGCGUCGAGUUGGGCUGCAAACGGCACAUUCUACUACCAUGAUGUGUAG
Penicillium chermesinum is the source of this 2001-nucleotide messenger RNA. RefSeq lists its product as uncharacterized. The record is from RefSeq and is a predicted model, not a curated record. NCBI's taxonomy places the organism in Eukaryota, Fungi, Ascomycota, Eurotiomycetes, Eurotiales, Aspergillaceae. The transcript is spliced from 2 exons. Bases 1 to 2001 code for a protein of 666 amino acids.